AUGAAGCAGGAGCUGGAGGAGGAGGGCAGUCGCUGUUUGCUUCUGUCCAAGCAGCACAAGUUCAACGAGCACUGCUGCUUCUGCUGCUUCUCUCCCUUUACCUUCCUGCUCAACCCCAAGCGCCCAUGUCUGGACUGCCACUACAACGUCUGCAAAUCUUGCCGCACCUACAAUCAGAGCGAGAGGGGCUACAUCUGCGCCACCUGCCAAAAGAGCAGGCUCUUAAGGACACAGUCACUAGAAUGGUUCUACAAUAAUGUGAAGAGUCGGUUUAAGAGAUUUGGCAGUGCCAAGGUGCUGAAGACCCUCUACAGGAAACACAUCAUUGAAAGAGGAAACAUCUCUGAGUUACCAGAGGUGAGUGCUCAUGAAGGCAGUAAUGAUAAUGGCAGUGUUUGUGAUGGCAGUGACUCCAUGCUCUACAGGCAGAGUGAAGGGCACUCGAUCCAUGACACACUCACCGUUGCUCUACGCGUGGCAGAAGAGGCGAUAGAGGAAGCCAUUGCUAAAGCUGAGAGCUACAGAGACAGUCUGGAGAAACAGAAUGAGGCUUGCUAUUUGCAUGACCACAAGGAAGAACUUAUAGAGGAACUUGCCACAACACUUGUUCAAAAAAUCAUUCAGAGGGGAAAAUGGUCUGAGAUUCAGGCUGAGUAUGAGUUUAUAUGGCCUCAGAGUAGUGAGCUACCUUCCCCUACCUCAACACAAAACACACACGUGACGCAGCAUUCACACACCACCUGUCAGCACGGCUCAGUAGCCCAGACCAACAUCAAUAAGAUGUCAAGAUCAGCGUUCUCUUUGACAAGUGACGAUUCUUCAGAGAAGGGCCCUGAGGUGGGCAUGGCCCCAGUGGUCCCGGAGAGCACUGAGGUAGAGACAGCUAUCCAGAACUACUCUUCACUCAGGAGGGAGUCCAGAGCAUCAUCACUUCCUGGGUGGAAGAGUGUUGACCGCCUGGACAACUCUAGUGCAUCUUCAGUCCUGCAGUCCCCUGAUGGUAACUGGAUCGCCCUGCAGAGCUCCCAGCAUUCCCGGCCCAGUCUGCUGACCAAGCGCAAGAGUCUUGUUUUCAGCGUGCUGGAGAAAGAAUCAGGUGUCGGAUCCACGUAUGACGAGAAGGGCUCUGAUUCAGAUCCAGAGGACCAGGGGGGCUGGGGGGCUGCCCUGUUACAGUUUCGCAGACGCCUCUCCGAUGAAACGUACUAUACUGACUCUCAACAUGACCCUGAAUGGACAUACACUCAACACCCACCCGUUACCUCACCCUCCUCAGGUCAGUACACCAACACUGAGACUCUGAACUCAGACUCUGAGACGUCUCCUGCCCCGUCCACUCAAACCUGCAGACCAGCCCACGGUAUGCCGCAGAGGAAGAAAGGACCAUCUGAUGCCCACCUGUAUCCUCCAUACAGACAUCCUGCAAACAGUGCCGCUUCGCCUCUACUGAGGCCAGAGGCACUGGAUGUAAACUUUAACCCCCGUCUGGAAGGGGACAGUAGUGAUGGGGAGGAGCGGAACGAGCAGGUCAAAAGAUCACCGAGGCGCAGAAAGAGCAAACGCGAGACAUCAGAGCACAGCCGAGCACAUUAUGCACUAUACAGCACUGCCACAGUGGAGAACAGUGCCGUCCUCCUCAACACCAUGAUGAUGCGGCAACAGAGCCAGGAUAACCCAGUCCCUCUGAAUUACCAGGCUCCAGACACUGUGACCCCUCCUGAUCUGUUGGCCUCUGACGCCAUGACACCUGAACCUGACUAUCAGAACACAGUGGCUCACAACUCCAGCGCCACUAGCCCACCAAUGCUGAGCCAACUGGCGGCCAGCAAACCAGAGUUCCGCAUUCAAGGCCCUUUGCUUAGGGGCUCCUCUGUUAAUGAAACCCUGGAACAGGAACUGAAAUCCAAACUCUGUGAGCUGGUUGGCCAAGUCAGCGAGAUGGAUGUGAUGUCAUCUGAUUUUGAGCCAAUCAGGGAAGUGGGCGACAAGCAAGAGGAUCAAGUAAGGGAGAAAGAACGUGAGAAAUUGAGACCAAAGGAGAGGCGCGAGAGCAAACAAGACAAGAGGGAAGAAAAGUCGAAGGAAACUGGGAAUCAGAGUGAAAGACAAACAGUUAGAGAGAUGGACACAAGUGAUGCAGUAAGACAGAUAAAUAUAGCGAGAGAAAUGAAGAGAGAUAGGGAGCGACAGAAAGAAAUUGAAAGCCAAGUAGAGAGAGAGCGAGAGAGACAAAGAGAGCUGGAGAAACAAAUCGAGAGGAACAGAGAAAGACAACGAGAGAUCGAGAUGCAGGUUGAGAGGAAACAGGAAAGACGGAGAGAAAUGGAGAAAGAGCUGAAACAAGAGCAAGAGAGACAAUCAGAGAUUGAGCGCGAGAUAGAAAAGAAGAGGAAAAGCAUACGCAUAGAAAAAGAGAAAUUAGAACCUAUAGUGAGUACGAAAUCCAAAGAGGAAGAGAAACAAGAAUCCUCAGGUAGACUAAUGGAGCGAAAUAAGAGUUUGAAGGAAGACUAUUAUAAAACAGAAAAGCUCAAUGAGGAAAAGGUGAAGAGAAUAUCACCGCAAAGAAGCCAACCCGAAACAGGGUCAGAAAAACAAGAACAAUGUGAGACAAAGACAACAAGGUCUUCAACCACAUCUCCAGACAGUGCCCCCUCUGGUCUGGAGGAGCCAAUGUCUCCAUCAGAGAAGUACUCUGCUGCAUCUUUAUGCAGCAUCACCACAGAGGUUCUGAAGGUCCUGAAUGCCACAGAAGAAUUACUUGGAGAGGCAGAAGGCAAAGGUCAUGACCCUUCUCUGGCUUGCACACCCAUGUCCUCAGGCCCAGGCAACAGGAAACUGGACCAACACCUCACUAAGAUGGAGGAAAAUGUGUAUUUGGCAGCAGGUGCUGUGUACAGCCUAGAGGAGGCGCUAAGUGACUUAGAAGAGUGUGCUCGCAGUAUCAGCAGCUCCACCACAGAGACUGAGCUAGCCUUUCUAGAAGAUCAGGUGGCCACUGCUGCCACCCAGGUGCAGCAGUCCGAGCUCCAGAUAUCAGAUAUUGAGGCAAGAAUAUCAGCCCUUAAAACAGCAGGUCUAAAUGUAUCUGCAUGCACAAGGUUUUCCAAGUACAAAUCCAAGCCUAUGCCCCAGACACUGGACUCUUCUCGCCAUCAGAGGAGAAAGCUGCCUGCUCCUCCUAUCAGAAGUCUGUCAUCAGUAAAGGAAGUCAAAGCCGAGCCACAGAUGAGAUCAAUGAGGCUGUGACAAGAGGCCAUGUAACCUCAGUGAUUCUCAGAUAAGCUGGAUGGCUCAAUAUCACUCUGCAGUGAAUGCUAGGACCAUCAGGCUGUUCCACACCAGUGCCUUGAUCCAACUUCCGGUCCUCCAGUUUGAUCAACACUAGUGCUACUUGUCGACCCUAAGCCUGAUCACAACCCAUGUAGGGUUAAUCUCACUUCUGAUCCCUAGAACUCUACCAAACCCUGGAGCUCAUCAUCUCCAGUAACCAGGGGACCCGAUUCUCUCUCUCUCUCUGCCUUAAUGGAGACCAAACUCCUACAACGAACCAUCACAGAGGCUUAUAAUUGUAAUUUAAACUCAUGUAAUUACUGUAUAGGUAAGAUAGCUGGACAAUGGUAAAUGUUAACAAUCUAGGACAUCACCUCAUUCUCUUUUUCUAAUGUUUUACUGAGUGUUGUACAUGUUUGAAUUUGUAAGCUGUAUGUCGGCAAUGUGACUGGGAUGACCAAUGUGAUCUGUUUUUGUUUUUUUUAUUGCAAAGAUAAGCUGGAGCACAUUUGGUAAAAAUUUUAACAUGAAAUGUCUAUGUGAAAGUAAACACAAAAUACCUGCAGGACCUGUUGUAUUUGCAUUGUCACUAUUAUUCUUAUAUGUGUCGCGAAUAUCUCAGGUUUUUUUUCCCGAUGAUCAUUUUUGGAGUUGUUUCUUUAAGGCGCUGUACUCAAAACUGCAUCUAAAAUAAUGGUGAAAUUCAUGAUUUAGUCUCUAUUUUGUUUUGUAAAAAAAAAAAAAAGAGUCAAGUGUCAUUGAAAAGCACUCAACCACCUUGCCAUAUAAUGAGUUUGUGAGUGUGUUUGCAUUAACCAUAACCUGUGUAUUCAUAUUUGUCUUUAAAUCAACCUCAGAUAUCCUGUGACCUCUUGAGUAUGAACAUCAAAUCACUGUCAUCUCAGUACGAAGCUCUCUGGUAAAUUGGGUUGUGGCCUUUUUUGACUUCUAAUUUCAUAUUUUAUUAAUUACCUUCUUUUAUUAAUCGAAACACCCAGUUGUUAUUCUCAGAGCACUGCUUUAGUACUACAACCCACCUAGAUAUCCAACUGGGUGUACAUACUUAAAAUGCUAAUUUUGGACAUUCAGUCUACAUCUAAAUUCAAUCUAAAACAAUCUGAAAUGUUUCUGUAAAAAUAUUGUAAAAAAUUUCUUCUUACACAUUUUUUUUUUCUUUAAGUUUGUUUUAGUUCAUGGA
Molecule: messenger RNA, 4471 nt
Organism: Sinocyclocheilus grahami
Lineage: Eukaryota; Metazoa; Chordata; Actinopteri; Cypriniformes; Cyprinidae
Product: rab effector MyRIP-like
Cellular component (GO): cortical actin cytoskeleton
Molecular function (GO): myosin binding; actin binding
Source: RefSeq, a predicted model, not a curated record